AUGUUCACGCCAGUCGACACAACCCUAGGUGCGCUAUUACUAUUCCAGGGGUCAUCGGGCCUCUUGCUGCACAAUGGCGCUGUGUUCGGCAUCUCUUCCCUGCUGUCAGGGAUCGCCUUCAACCCCAGUCGUGACAACGUGCCGAUCAUCGCGGGACUGGUGUCGAGUGUGGUGCCAGUCUAUCUCUUCGCACCAUCCCUGAUCCCGAGUUAUCCUGCGGCACCACAUUCUUGGGCUUCUGCCGCUGCAACACUGGGGGUAGGCUUCUUGUUGGGUUGGGGAACCAAGAAUGGUCGAGGCUGCACUUCCGGACACAUGCUAUGUGGCCUUUCUCGUCUUUCGCCCCGUUCGCUGAUUGCAACGGCCGUUUUCUUCACGACUGCUUUACUCACCGCGAACUUUGUUGGUGGCGGUGCCAAUAUACCGGCUUGCGGUGCUACCCCGUGUUAUACCCCAGUCUAUCCAUCAGGACCAGAGUUGGUUUUCAUGGCUGGUGCAGUAAUCCUAGCUGCGAUCACAAACUUCGGCAUCGUUCCUCGCAAAGUCCAUCGGUCGGAGGAAUCGAGGAUUGCCUUUUCCUUCAUAGCAGGGUUGGAGUUUGGGUUGGGUCUAUUGAUCUCUGGGAUGGCUGACCCUGCCAAGGUCCUCCGAUUCUUCGCCUUUUUGACGGAACCGUCUCGGUUUGAUCCGUCGUUGGCGUUGAUCAUUUUGUUUGGAAUCGGGCCAUCUCUGUUCACUUAUAUGACCGAGAGACCGGGACAAGUGGUUGCAAAGCCUACUCUAGCAGAGAAAUGGCGACUUCCAACAGCGACGGUGGCUGAUAUUGACUGGCGCUUUGUGGCUGGUGCAGCGGCCUUUGGGCUAGCUUGGGGCUUGAAGGGCGUUUGUCCAGGUCCUGCCGUCUUGCGAACAGUCCUGCAACCAACCUGGGGACUGGCAACGAUGUCCGGAUACAUGCUGGGCAACCUUUUUUGA
Molecule: messenger RNA, 975 nt
Organism: Penicillium arizonense
Lineage: Eukaryota; Fungi; Ascomycota; Eurotiomycetes; Eurotiales; Aspergillaceae
Product: YeeE/YedE family protein
Exons: 2
Coding region: 1-975 (324 amino acids)
Cellular component (GO): plasma membrane
Source: RefSeq, a predicted model, not a curated record